This is a messenger RNA of Zea mays, 1819 nucleotides long. RefSeq lists its product as uncharacterized. Bases 335 to 1666 code for a protein of 443 amino acids. Lineage: Eukaryota; Viridiplantae; Streptophyta; Magnoliopsida; Poales; Poaceae. The transcript is spliced from 2 exons. The record is from RefSeq and is marked validated.
CGGGCGAGCAGCGGACCAUUGAUUCGCACACGCAUCCUCAGCUCAGGUAGACGCGGACCUCCAAACCAACCCAAGCUAGCGAUCCAUCUCAGCACCAGCGAGCGAGCUUCCUUGUCCGCCUCUGCGGUUCCCUUCGCUCCUCGACCUCGAUCAAUCAAUCAUUCGUGGGCUCGUGGCCCGGCCCCGGCCCUCCUUCGCGCCGCGCCACCUUCCAUGCUCGCUCGCUCGCACAUGGCCGCUCACCCCUCGCGCACAUGACACGGCGUAGGUAGUAGACCGAUCAAUUCCUCUUUCUUACACGGAAUGCUAUAAAUACAGAGCCGCCGGCCACCGGAUGAUGAUGAUGAUGAAUAGGCCGCAACCGCAGCAAGCCGGCCCGCUGCAGCUCCUCCGUUCGCUAGGACUAGGAGUAGGCGGAGGCGGAGGCGCCCGGCGGGGGGCCAUGAAGUCGGCCACGUCGCUCCUGCUCGGCGCCGCGCUCGCCACCGCCUUCUUCCUGCUCUACACCUCCCUCUGCCGCGACCUCGGCAGCGCCGCUGCCGCCGCGCCCAGGUCGGGAUCGCCGCCGCCGACGACGCCGCGGCGGGAGCAGGAGACCGGCGACACGGCCGCCGCUCGGCAGGAGGCCGCCACGGGAGAGGGCGGGGAAGAACGUGUGGCUGCGAGCAGCGACGGCGACCACAGAGGCGGCGACGCCACAGCGGAGGAGAAUGGUCAGAGCAAGGAGGAGGAGCAGCGGCGGAUUGUGAUGCCUGCCACGUCAACUACCCACGAGGCCACCUCCCACCAUAGACCGCAGCCGAAGCAGCAGAAGAAGAGCCCACCACCAGCGUCCCAGGAUCUGGCGGACCUGCUCCGGCGAGCGGCGACGGCGGACAAGACGGUGCUGAUGACGGCGAUCAACGAGGCGUGGGCAGCGCCAGGGUCGUUCCUGGACCUGUUCCUGGAGAGCUUCCGCCAGGGCGAGGACACAGCGGGCCUGCCGCGGCACCUGCUGGUCGUGGCCAUGGACGGCAGGGCCCUGGAGCGAUGCAACGCCGUGCACCCCUUCUGCUACCUGUUCCGCGUCGACGGCAUGGACUUCGCCGCCGAGCAGAAGUACAUGGAGGGCGACUACCUGGAGAUGAUGUGGCGCCGGAACCGGUUCCAGCAGAGCGUGCUGGAGCUGGGCUACAGCUUCCUCUUCACGGACGUGGACAUCCUGUGGUUCCGGAGCCCGUUCCCGCGCCUGCCCCGCGCCGCGCAGGUCGUCAUGUCGGCCGACUUCUUCGUCGGCGACGCCGACUCGCCCAACAACUACCCCAACGGCGGCCUCCUCUACGUCCGCUCCUCGCCCGCCACGGUGGGCUUCUACCGCCACUGGCAGGCGUCGCGCGCGCGGUUCCCGGGCCACCACGAGCAGUACGUCUUCGACAGGAUCGUCAAGGAAGGGUACGCCGGCGCCCGGGUGCAGUUCCUGGACACGGCCGUCUUCGGGGGCUUCUGCCAGCACGGCGACGACCUGGGCAGGGUGGCCACCAUGCACGCCAACUGCUGCGUGGGGCUGGACAACAAGCUCUUCGACCUCAAGAACGUGCUACAGGACUGGAAGACCUACAGAGCGCGCGCCGCCGCUGGCAACGCGCAGGGUUUCUCGUGGCGGGUGCCCGGAAAAUGCAUACACUGACUCAGCUGGCUCCAUCCUUGUCUAAACUCUGGAGGGGUUGAGCUCAUUUUUCGAUUGUUCGCCAGAUAGUACAACUUAACAGCUACAUCUCUUUUUUUUCCCUAAUGUAUACAUACAUAUAUUGUUUAUAUAUAUAUAUUUGUAAAGCUUUUU